GCCGAGAGCUACUGGAUAGAAGUUGAGCAAAUUGUCAUUUAAUUCGGAAAUCUACUUGGCUAAUUGUUAUUGCUAUACUUUUCUUAAAUAUUUUUUUUUAACUCAAUGUCCAAUCUAUCCAAACGUUUUCCUCUCUCGUUUCAACAAUCGCUGAUAGGACUGGGACAUCACGUGACCAUUCGACGAGUUUUAGUUCAAGAAUGCGUCUGCAACUGGUUAUAUGCAUCGUUUACGUAACAAUGAUAGAAGGACGAAGAGAUUCUUGUUCGUCAAUUUUGAAAAGAAUUUAUCAAGUAAGUAUCGAAGAUGUCACUCAAAAGGCACUCGAGGGAGAUUGGACGUCGAAUAGAUGCGAAGUUCGACCAGGUCCGGAAUAUCUCCUACGAAGAUAUACAAUAUACAGGAAUAAUAUCUAUAGCAUUAAUCAAUUCUAUUACGGUGACGCCGAAUGCGCUCAUCCCCUUUUUAGCAUCUACGCUCAGGGAUAUUGGAAAGUAUCCCAAACGGAGAGUAUUGCUAAUCCAGGCGCCUACAGAGCUACCUAUGAAAAUUACCAAGUUUCAAUAACACCAUUUACAAAUGACGUUGCUCUAAAACUCUAUCAAUUAGCAAAUGACACUUGCGAGGAAAAAAAAUGGUUAGCAUGGAAAGCUGGUCAAACCAUUGAAAUUCAAGGCAAUAUGAAAUACCAUGAUAGAGACGUUGAUUUUGAUUGUCUUCACUCAUUUGAUUUCACGCUUAAUGAACUACAGCUAGUUAGAGUGGAAGAAGAAAAACAACGGCAUCGCCUUACCAGGCGUCUAUUGUUAGGAGACGUACAUACUGAAAGAAAGAAUAGAAUAACGCAUAAGCCAAAUUCAUUUCAAACUGCUUUAAUAUCAGCUGACACACCGAAAUGCUCAAUCUGCAAAAUUAUCAGCAAAUCAACUAGCCUUCGUCCACCAUCACUGCACCACCACCGGCAGAAUUUCUAUUUAACGAAACUUUCUCAAAAAAGUGAGUGGCUAAGUGAAAGGUGCGAAUCGACGCGCUUUUCCAACUUUUUAAUAAGGCAUCUCAUACUAGAGGAUAGAUUUCAAUGGAAAUCAAUUUAUCACUAUUACUCUGAUGUAAUCUGUAAGAGAAAACUCUACACAAUAGUUACGAGUGGUACUUGGGAGGAUUCUGGACCGCAUAAACACAUGACUGGUACUAGAAACGUUAUUUUUAACGCCUUCUCUGCUACUUUGAAAGUGACGGAAAAAAGUAUAGCGACAAUAUUAAAUGCCGCUAAAGGAUCAGUCUGCGGAGACGGCAGUUAUUGGCAUGUAGGAAGUCAGAAAGAUUUGACAAUUUCAAACGGUUGUCCUACUCUCGGAAUAAGUCUACCAUAUACAAUCUACGAGAUAAUUCGAUUAGAAAAAAGGUUCAAUUUUAUUGAAUUAUUCCUUGGGAAGCACACAACCAAUUGGAUCUCAACUAUUAAUUAUAGGCCUACAUCCUUCCAGGAACCGUUGAAAUUUUGCGGUAAUAAUAACAUUCCACUCAAUUAUAAUCCAAAAAAUUAUAUAUGGAGAAGUCACUUGCAUGCAAAAUCUCAAGGAAAUGGAUGCAAAACAGAAAUAUUGACAUUGGCAGCCAUAUUUUGCUUAAUACGAAGCUUUGUCUAACAUUUUUUUUUUAGACACUCCAGCGUCAUUUUCACAAUUGACUAAGAAGAUUAACAAUGAGCUUGUUAUUAGGAUGAAUUUAGAAUCGAAUUACGUAUAAAAAAAUCAGUAUUUUCUUGUUUAUAUAAAAAAAACUAUUUCUCUCUCUCUCUCUCUCUCUCUCUCUCCUCUUCUCUUUCUAUC
Messenger RNA from Dimorphilus gyrociliatus, 1832 nucleotides. The record is from the annotation of a GenBank genome assembly. Lineage: Eukaryota; Metazoa; Annelida; Polychaeta; Dinophilidae.